AGGGUUGGAGUUGCCUGUUCUCUUCAUUCCACCAAAUCUCCCGUCGAUUUUUUUCCUCCCCGUGCAUGCGAAUGCGAAUUUUGCGAAGGUUUUAAUGACCCGUGCGCCAUGCCUUAUGUUGACCUAUACAGCGACAAUGACUAUGCAUCCAUCUUCUAUACCACCAAUACCGAUUACGGAAAUGUCGGUGGCUUUGAUCCAGAGAAGCCUACUAUAAUGAUGCUUCAUCCGACGUUCCUCGACUCCUCAUGGCUAAGCAAUCAGUUUGGCGACCCAAGGCUCGACCAACAUUAUAAUUUGAUCGCAUUUGACAUGCGCGUUUGUGGGCGGUCGAGAUGUAAAUCGAGCGGGAUGCAUGAUUCUUGGGUAGACGCUGCAGAUCUGGCAUUUUGCCAUCAACGUCUCCAUCUACCACCGUGCCAUAUCCUAGCGAUGGAGGCAAUCUCGGUCGCAGCAGCCCUACGGUUCGCGGUCUUAUUCCCCGAAAUGUGCCUCAGUCUUGGACUGUGCAAUGUACCUCCCCCCACCGAGUUGAAAUGGGUAUUCAACGCUCUCGACGAAGUCAUGCAGUCGUGGUGUUACGCAGAUGACCUAGAAUCCUUCGAACAUGUCUGUAUGGAAGCAGUCAAAAUCACGGUCGGGCCUGAUUGUGAGCCCGAUUUAAUAGAUGACUUGAUAGCAUAUUGGGAGGUGGCAAUGCCCCCGCGUAGAAGACGCAGAAUAGUGGAGCUGAUGAAUAUCGUUUUGAAUCGAACGCCGCUGAAGCAAGACAUCGUCAAGGAAAUCAAGCAACCUGUGUUGAUAAUUCAUGGAGAGAGGAAUGAAACCUGUCCGCAAAAGUACGCGGAGCGGUUACAAUCUGAACUUAGUAAUGCGGAGCAAGCAUAUCUUUACUCAGUUAAAGGUGGCGCGGGCAGCCUUAACGUGACUUCCGGUACCGCCUCCAUCACGAACCAGGUUUACUGCAAGUUUCUUGCAAGACUUCCGCGCUGUAGAUCAGAUAUCGCGAAACCUCUACAAUCUACGGAAGAGCGUAUGACGGCUGCCUUGGAGAAACUGGCGCAAAUGACGGGUGAUUCAAGCAUAGCGUCCCGAAUGCCGACAUGCUCCCUCUCAUUCUCCUGCCUCCCUCAUGAGGUUGUGAAAGGGCAGGGAGAGUCACUGGACCUUUAUAAGAAGGGCGAGUCGGAAGCGUUUGUGCCUACCGGGCCUGACGGAAGGCCAUAUAGAAAAUAUUCAGAGAAAAAGGACGAACAUUGGUUCCAUGGCGAAAAGGAUGGUUUAUCAUACGCCGGGAGGACGUUCUUUAAACAAGCAAAGCCAGAUACCGGUUCCCAUGAAAGACCAAAUCAAACGUCUGAGACCGCUGCCAACGGAGACCAGUCACACCAUGGGCGCCUACGACGAUCGACCAUUGGACCGAAUGCUAUCAGUGACAAGCCUGUGCUCAAGGGGUCUAUGGUCAAGGUGGUGGGUUCCAAUUCGACUACGACCUUCCAGAGGCUUCUCAAGUAGAGGGAAAAGGAUCGAUCCACUUUGUUGGUUUUAUUGAUCUAUUUAUUGGUUGUACCAAAUCUAUUUCCUUGCUUCUAUCUGUUUCGAUCUUGAGUGUAUUGCAGUUACAAUCUUCUAACACACUAUACCACACACGUCUACUUAUCGUUGUCUUACUCCCCCUACUGUUGUGCACAUUAUGAAUUUAUAGAGUCAUUAGAUGGAAACAAGCAAUGCGUUAACGCCGCUUACCUUCCUCUACAGUUGUCUUGGAAGAGAAUAAUCU
This is a messenger RNA of Marasmius oreades (fairy-ring Marasmius), 1780 nucleotides long. RefSeq lists its product as uncharacterized. The transcript is spliced from 11 exons. The coding region runs from base 109 to 1515 and encodes 468 amino acids. Lineage: Eukaryota; Fungi; Basidiomycota; Agaricomycetes; Agaricales; Marasmiaceae. The record is from RefSeq and is a predicted model, not a curated record.